UACACGAGAGAAUAACGCGGGAAGUAGGCACAGGUUUCCCUUUUCAAGGCACAAAAGUGCUGUAGUUUUAAAAACUGAAGUGGCAACUCUAGGUAAAGUGUUUGGGCUUCAGGAUUAAAGCCUAAAACAUCUUAAAUGCCCUUAUGAUAAAAAGAUCCUGUUCAAAAGCCUUAAAAAAAAGACCUAUUAUGCCACUAGGUGCUAUAAAGAGCAAAAGCAAGUGCCAGUAUGGUCCUACAAACACAUAUAUCCUUAGCAGCCCCAUUGGGAACUUUGAAGUCAUCUGCUGUCAAAAUGGAAUCCAUUCUAUGGGCCAGAUCAAAGAAAUCACUGAUGAAACAUUCAGAGUUGAGAAGGGGAAAGAAGUCAAGAUUGUGUCUCAGUUGUACAAAGAUAAUGGGUACAUUUAUACACCACUGAUCAAGCUGUGCCAAUGGCUACAAAUCUACUUUACGGGUGGUUCUGAAGUGAAAUCUCUGCCUCUCCCUUCCAUUUGCUUUGCGUCAUUUAAGGAAGGCACAUUCACAGGAAAAGUAUGGAAAACCUUGGCUGAGAAAGUUGGCUUUGGAGAAACGGUGUCAUAUGGGAAAUUGGCGAAUCUCUGUGGGAGUCCCCAUGGGUCUAGAGCUGCUGGACAGGCAAUGAGAAACAACCCUAUUCAGAUCAUUGUGCCGUGUCAUAGGGUGAUAUUAAGUAGUGGACAGAUUGGAAACUACACUGGUGGCCGCAGAAAUAAAGUGAAAGCAUGGUUACUGGAACAUGAAGGAUCAUUUCCACCAGAAGUGAAAUAAAGGAAAAACAUGAUACCAUAGCUCAGUGAUUUGGUUAAACAUGUAUGUGAAGGCAUUUUGUAUUAUUUUUAGUUGAUAAAUAAUCUUGAGGCAAAUAAGAUGGCAUAAUAAACAGAUAUUUUGACAUUUUGUUAACAUGGGUGUACAAAUUUGUAACACUUUAUUUAAAUGUAAUUUUUCAUAUUUGGUAUAAUUUAUCAUAACCGCUGUGGUUUUCUUUCAAAAGAUAAGGAAUGGUGAACUGAGGUAUAUGCACCAUCAUCUAUGGUCUAAAAGUCAAUUCAACAAUUCUGUUUAUUACCACAAAUGAAAUAUUAUAUCAACUUCAUAAACAUCAAGAAAAAUAUGUUUGAAAUAAAAAAA
Lingula anatina is the source of this 1154-nucleotide messenger RNA. RefSeq names its product methylated-DNA--protein-cysteine methyltransferase. Gene Ontology annotation, molecular function: methylated-DNA-[protein]-cysteine S-methyltransferase activity. Gene Ontology annotation, biological process: DNA repair. Gene Ontology annotation, cellular component: nucleoplasm. The record is from RefSeq and is a predicted model, not a curated record. Lineage: Eukaryota; Metazoa; Brachiopoda; Lingulata; Lingulida; Lingulidae.